AUGGGUGUCGAAAGCAUUUUAGCAGGAGGUUUGACUUCAGCCUCCAGCGGACUGUCAUGGUUUUUUCCGAUUCUUGCCGCAGCGCUUGUCUACUUCCAAUACGAAGCUUUAGACAAUGAAGCGUCGCCGAUCGACAUGCCAUCGGAAAUACUACUGCCUACGUAUGAUUUUAUAGUGGUAGGGGGUGGUAGUGCAGGAGCUGUAGUUGCGAGCCGUCUGUCUGAGAUCAAAGAUUGGAACGUACUAUUGCUGGAAGCAGGGGGUGACGAAACGGAGAUCUCAGACGUUCCUUUACUUGCGGGUUAUUUGCAACUCAGUCAACUUGACUGGCAAUACAAGACGGAACCACAGGAUGGUGUUUGUUUAGCGAUGGAAAAUAAACGUUGCAAUUGGCCACGUGGCAAAGUGAUUGGAGGAUCGAGUGUAUUAAAUUACAUGUUGUAUAUUAGAGGCAAUAAACGUGACUAUGACAUAUGGGAGCAGCAAGGUUGUACCGGCUGGGGUUCGCGCGACGUCCUGUACUACUUCAAAAAAUCCGAGGACAACAAAAAUCCUUAUUUGAUUCGCACCCCGUAUCACGCGAGCGGCGGGCACUUGACAGUUCAGGAGGCACCAUGGCACACACCUCUGGCCGCAGCCUUUGUUCAGGCCGGCCAAGAAAUGGGCUACGAGAAUCGCGAUAUUAAUGGAAAGUAUCAGACUGGUUUCAUGAUCGCUCAAGGCACCAUCAGGCGUGGUAGUCGUUGUUCAAGUGCGAAAGCGUUUCUCAGACCAGCCAGACUCAGAAAGAAUUUGCACGUAGCAAUGCACACGCACGUGACUAAAGUGCUGGUGCACCCCCAAUCAAAGCGUACUUACGGAAUAGAAUUCGUCAGAGAUGGUAAGGUGUUUCGGAUACGUGCGAACAAAGAAAUAAUAUUAUCUGCCGGCGCGGUUAAUUCCCCACAACUUUUAAUGUUAAGCGGAAUCGGGCCAAAGGAACAUUUGCAGAAGCUCGGGAUUCCCGUGGUUCAAGAUAGCAGGGUCGGCUAUAAUCUCCAGGAUCAUGUUGGCUUAGGCGGACUCGCGUUCCUGAUCAAUCAAGAAAUAUCUAUAAUACAAGAUCGAUUGCAAAGUAUACAAACAGCGAUGCAGUACGCUGUGCUAGGUGAUGGACCCCUGACAAUAUUAGGUGGUGUCGAGGGUAUUGCUUUCGUCAACACUAAAUAUACGAACGCCUCGUUAGACUUUCCCGACAUUGAACUGCAUUUCGUCUCUGGCUCGACUAAUUCGGACAGCGGUGCACAAAUAAGAAAGAUACAUGGUUUAACGAAGCGCUUUUAUGAUGCGGUUUUCGGGCCGAUCAACAACAAGGAUGCUUGGAGCGUGAUUCCUAUGCUGCUGCGACCAAAGAGUCGCGGUAUGAUCAAACUACGCAGCACGGAUCCGUUUGAUCAUCCCGUCAUUUAUCCGAACUAUUUUACAGAACGGGAAGAUAUUGCCACAUUGAUCGAAGGAGUAAAGAUCAGCGUGGCUCUGAGUAGAACCAGUGCUUUCAAACGAUUCGGAAGCGAAUUAAACUCGCAACAGUUUCCAGGAUGCGAACAUUUUCCGAUUUUUACUGAUGAUUAUUGGGAAUGCAUGAUUAGGCAUUAUAGCGUCACGAUUUAUCAUCCUGUAGGAACUUGUAAAAUGGGAGCUUAUUCGGAUCCCGAGGCCGUUGUCGAUCCACAGCUCAGGGUCUACGGUGUGGCUGGGCUUCGCGUGAUUGAUGCCUCGAUCAUGCCGAAUAUUGUGAGCGGAAACACAAACGCGCCGACAAUCAUGAUCGGCGAGAAAGGCGCCGACAUGAUUAAAGAAUAUUGGUUGAAACAGAACGAUAUGUCUACGAUGAAUAAACGAUAAGAU
This is a messenger RNA of Formica exsecta, 1887 nucleotides long. RefSeq names its product glucose dehydrogenase [FAD, quinone]-like. The transcript has 4 exons. NCBI's taxonomy places the organism in Eukaryota, Metazoa, Arthropoda, Insecta, Hymenoptera, Formicidae. The record is from RefSeq and is a predicted model, not a curated record. Bases 1 to 1884 code for a protein of 627 amino acids. Gene Ontology annotation, molecular function: oxidoreductase activity, acting on CH-OH group of donors; flavin adenine dinucleotide binding.